UGGAAAAAGAUAAAUCCUUAGUUUUGAAACAGUGCUCUUCUCUGAGCUGCUGAAAAAUAUGCAGCAUCUUCUUCCAGUCCGCCUCAUAAAGUCUCUGUCUGCUACUUCUUUACCAGGCACCACCUCCACCCUUCACGAACUUGCUUCUACUCACCCCAAAGGUGUUGCGAGGGUUGUACUGAAGAAGGGGAAGACCCAAUUAUUCAAGGAUGGCAGCCCAAUGGUCUACAGUGGAGCAGUUGAUAGAAUAAUUGGUAGACCACCUCCCAGGACUGGAGACAUUGUGUUGGUAGCUGAUGGGGCAGAAAAACCAAUAGGAUGGGGCAUGUACAAUUCAGUCUCCAUGUUCAGUGUUCGGCUGAUGCAACUCGAAGAGGAAGCAACAAGGGAUUUGUCAUGUGCAUUGAACAUGGAGAAACUGCUUGAGACAAGAAUUAAUGAAGCUAUAGAACUACGUAAGAGUUUGGGACUUCCAUCAGUUAGUACAAAUGCAUUCCGUCUUGUCAAUAGUGAAGCAGACAGAUUGUCAGGAUUAAUAGUUGAUAUAUUUGGAGAUGUAGCGGUAGUGGCAUCAUCUGCUGCUUGGGUUGAGAAGUACAAAGCAGAAGUAGAGGCCUGUAUUAAUAGAAUUGGCGAAGUUAAUUUUGUAAACUGGAGACCAUCUUUGGAAGUUUUAAAAGAAGAAGGAUUGGAUGUGUCAAAUUACAAGGAAAGGGAUCCAUCUUUCUGUCCUCAAAGAACAAAGGUUAUGGAAAACGGGAUCUUUUAUUCCAUUUCACUUGAGGGACAGAAGACAGGGUUUUAUGCAGAUCAGCGUGAAAACCGUCAAUUCAUAUCAACAAUUUCAGACGGCCAGAAAGUUCUUGAUAUGUUCUGCUACAGUGGUGGUUUUGCUCUAAAUGCUGCACGAGGGGGUGCUGCAAAUGUCAUCGGUGUCGAUUCAUCAUUGCCUGCGAUUGAGCUAGCCAAAGAAAAUGUUGUUCUUAACAACAUGGAUCCACAGAGAAUAACAUUUUUGAAAGAAGAUGCAAGUGAGUUUAUGAAGGGUGCUCUUUCUAGGAACGAAUCAUGGGAUAUUGUCAUUUUAGAUCCUCCUAAACUAGCACCCCGAAAGAAGGUUUUACAAAAUGCAUCAGGCAUGUAUAGAAAUUUAAAUUCAUUGGCAAUGCAACUGACAAAGAGAGGUGGUCUUCUCAUGACUUGUUCAUGUUCGGGGGCUAUGACGCAAAGUGGGAUGUUCUUGCGUAUUCUUCAGGGUGCGGCAUCAGCGGCAGGGAGAAAAAUAACCGUUCUACGGGACGCCGGAGCGGCAUGCGAUCAUCCCAUUGACCCAUCCUACCCAGAAGGCAAAUACCUUUCAAACGUCCUUCUGAGGGUCCUUUGAAGAUGCCAAUCACUUGCAUUAGAACACAAGCAAAAACCCAAUCAUAUUUUUGAACAGCGCAUACACAAAGCGAUCGAUCAAUGGACAUAACUUUAGAUGUAUUCAAUACUACUUCUGGAAUUAUACAUGGACACGUUCAUUCA
This is a messenger RNA of Malus domestica (apple), 1527 nucleotides long. RefSeq lists its product as uncharacterized. The record is from RefSeq and is a predicted model, not a curated record. Gene Ontology annotation, molecular function: RNA binding; methyltransferase activity. NCBI's taxonomy places the organism in Eukaryota, Viridiplantae, Streptophyta, Magnoliopsida, Rosales, Rosaceae.